Molecule: messenger RNA, 1066 nt
Organism: Pseudogymnoascus verrucosus
Lineage: Eukaryota; Fungi; Ascomycota; Leotiomycetes; Thelebolales; Thelebolaceae
Gene: RHO4
Product: Rho GTPase
Exons: 3
Coding region: 216-1058 (280 amino acids)
Biological process (GO): small GTPase-mediated signal transduction
Molecular function (GO): GTP binding; GTPase activity
Source: RefSeq, a predicted model, not a curated record
UCGCCAACUCACUUUAUGUUUACACCCAGACCAGGCUUUUUGGGGUCCAGCUUUUGGCCAGGUCGAAUAUAGGAACUGACCUGAUCCCCAACAGAAACUGUAACCAGCAUACAAAAAAAUCAAUUCCAGCUAUUGAACUACACUUGCAGCCGUCACAUUAUCUCUAAAGAUCCCACGAUCAAAACAAUCCCCAGUAUCGCAGCCGACCCACAACGAUGUCGCGUAUGGCUUAUCAGCAAGAUCGCUACUCUGACAACAACCAAGACCCAUCCCCCUCAACGACCGACUCCUACGACCAACCAACAAGGAAACCCACACGUCGAGACCAAAGCGCCCGAUCAAGUGAAGGAACCGUCAGCACGAUGAUGAGCGGGAACACAAUGUCGACAGGACGAGAGUCGGCGGGCACGAACGUCACAGAGGGUCCAGCGUACUCGAAAAAGAUUGUCGUCGUCGGCGAUGGAGGGUGUGGAAAGACUUGCCUGCUUAUCUCUUACAGCCAGGGAUAUUUCCCAGAGAAAUACGUUCCCACCGUCUUUGAAAAUUACAUCACAUACCCCAUCCACAAGAAGUCCGGCAAGGCAGUUGAGCUCGCUCUCUGGGAUACCGCAGGGCAAGAAGAAUACGACCGUCUGCGUCCGCUCUCCUACCCCGAGACCGACCUCCUCUUCGUCUGCUUCGCCAUCGACUGCCCAAACUCCCUCGAGAACGUAAUGGACAAGUGGUACCCCGAAGUCCUCCACUUCUGCCCCUACACCCCCCUCGUCCUCGUCGGACUCAAAUCCGACCUCCGCACCAAGCGCACGUGCAUCGACCUCCUCAAGACCCAAGGUCUCACCCCCGUCACGCAAGAGCAGGGCAUGGCCGUGGCCCAGAAGAUGGGCGCGCGCUACAUGGAGUGCAGCAGCAAGGAGAUGACGGGCGUCGACGAGAUCUUCGAGCAAGCUAUCGAGAUUGUUGUUUCUGGUGAUCGGAGGAAUGCGGCGCAGACGCCGCAGGGAGGGACGGUGGGGGGGAUGGUGGUGAAGAAGAAGAAGAGGAAUUGCAGGUUUUUGUAAGAAGGGAG